AGCUGAGUCUCACAUGCACACAGGCUGUACCAGCACCUCUCUCCCCUCCAGAAUACUUUGCUAGCCCAGUGAAUCCUGGGAACAAGUGGUUGAGUAAGCCUGGAUGCAGGAACUAUGUUUCAAUAAAGAAAACCAGCUCAUCCCUUCUAUUAAACCCACAUCUAAGUUUCUGGUCUUUGGAUUCGGUGCCUUCAGUUUUGUAACCUACUGUGCAGCUUUUACUUCUUGGGAUUAUAAUCAUUUAUCACAGAGAACCAACAAGCUCUGAGGACCCAUAAAAAGUUACAAACUGGUACAGUGUUUAAAUCACUGUCAACUGUUUGCACUGAUAUAGGAGGCAGCACCAGCUGUGGAGAAUUCCUGUUGCUAGAAGGUGGGAUGACUGCAGAGAACCAACAGUCUCCUACUAGGGCCACUGCUGCUGGUGCUAGUUUGCAACAGGCCAGUGGUUUAACCAUGCCUGUGGUAAAAGUAGAGAAGGAUCCAGCCCCUGAAGCAAGCAUGUCCAAUGGUGGGUCUGAGGGAGAGGACACCCCUAAGGGAAGGAGAAGAAAGAGACCCCUCCAGAAAGGAAAGCCUCCAUAUAGCUACAUUGCUCUUAUAGCUAUGGCCAUUGCUAACUCCACAGACCGUAAGCUGACAUUAGGCGGAAUCUACAAGUUUAUUACUGAGAGGUUCCCUUUUUACAGGGACAACUCCAAAAAGUGGCAGAAUUCAAUUAGACACAAUCUUACACUAAAUGACUGCUUCAUUAAGAUCCCCAGAGAGCCAGGCAGGCCGGGUAAAGGAAACUACUGGGCUCUAGACCCCAAUGCUGAAGAUAUGUUUGACAGUGGCAGUUUCUUGAGAAGAAGGAAGAGGUUCAAGAGAACUGACUUAACCACUUAUCCAGCCUACAUACAUGACACCAGUAUGUUUUCACCCCUGCAGGUUGCAAGAGCAACUUAUCCCAACACAGUGUAUCCAAAUAUGACAAUGAGUCCCAGCUACAGUCAGCAGAUAGCCCCACACUCCUCAGUGUACUAUCCAUCAUCUUCUCCUGCCUUCAGCUCUGCCCAGCCCAGGGUGUUUAGCAUCAACACCCUUAUAGGGCACAGUGGGUCUGAACAUGCACAGCAACCCAACCGAUCCAUCAGCCCUGAAGUCAAUUCAACUUCUUCCAGCUCCUGCAACUAUGGAGGGUCCACUUAUAGUAGCCAAGCUGGUAGUGGCACCAUGCUGCCCAGGUCUACCAACCCUUACUCCUACUCAGUGCCUAAUAGUCACUUGCAGAUGAACCAGAGCUCUUACCCACAUAGUAAUGCUCAAUUGUUUGGCAGUGCGAGCCGGCUGCCCAUGCCAACAUCUCCUCCAAUGAACAGUGAUGCUGUGGACUUCUAUGGUAGAAUGUCACCUGGGCAGUAUACCUCCUUGACUACCUAUAAUAGCAAUGGGCAGUUGGGUGGCACCAAUGCUUACCUGCGCCAUGCCACAUAUUCUGGGAACAUGGAAAGGUUUGUGCCUGCUGUUUGAUGCAGGGUUAAAUGCUUGAAUUUGAACUGCAAGGGUUAUUAACACACCAUGUUAAUUUUAAUUAGCAUGUAUCAGCAGGAUUUCCAUCAUUCUGCCAAAUAAGGCAUAUUCUUUACUGUGUAAUGAGAAUGAUAAAGCCAGUACAAGAGAACAGGGCAGUCUGGCAAGUGAAGUCACAGUGACCAUGGUCUGCUGAUUACACCCUUAGCUGGGCAGCCAUGUAAAGGCAAAUUACCAUUCUCUUACAGUCAUAUUGAUUAAUUAGCCUUUAUUUUUCCCUAUGGGAUGACAAAUGAAAUAUUUUUGUACUAUGCAGUAAUUAUGUAUUAUAUAUUUUAACAGCUUUAAUAACAAAGUCUAACUUUUUCAUGCCCCUUAUGAGUCUUUUUUAUACGAUAUUCAUAUGAGUAUGAUAAGUGAAUAUGUCUUAUUGAUGUUGAUAUAAAACCAAAAAAAAA
Messenger RNA from Xenopus tropicalis (tropical clawed frog), 1970 nucleotides. It is a transcript of the gene foxe1, whose product is annotated as forkhead box E1. Gene Ontology annotation, biological process: system development; animal organ development; regulation of DNA-templated transcription. The transcript has 2 exons. Gene Ontology annotation, molecular function: sequence-specific DNA binding; DNA binding; DNA-binding transcription factor activity. Lineage: Eukaryota; Metazoa; Chordata; Amphibia; Anura; Pipidae. Bases 379 to 1512 code for a protein of 377 amino acids. Gene Ontology annotation, cellular component: nucleus. The record is from RefSeq and is a predicted model, not a curated record.